AUGGGGACGUCAGCUGGUUUUAUCAACAUGCCCUCGUUGCUGUUUCUGGAAGUCAUUUUCCUGUUUUCUGGAGUGCUCUCAGUCCUCCCUCUUCAGGAAGUCCAUGUAAGCAGGGAGACCGUUGGGAAGAUCUCAGCUGCCAGCAAAGUGAUGUGGUGCUCGGCGGCUCUGGAUGUCCUGUUUCUGCUGGACAGCUCUCACAGCAUUGGGAAAGGCAGCUUUGAAAGGUCCAAGCACUUCGCCAUCACCAUCUGCGAUGCUCUGGACAUCAGCCCCGGCAGGGUCAGAGUGGGCGCCUUGCAAUUCAGUUCCACCCCCCGGCUGGAGUUUGCCCUGGAUUCAUCUACAACCCAACGUGAAGUGAAGACAAAAAUCAGGAGGAUGGUUUUCAAAGGGGGGCGCACAGAGACCGGCCUGGCUCUGAAACAGCUGCUCAAAGGGUUUCCCGGGGGCAGAAACGCCUCUGUGCCCCAGAUCCUGGUCAUCGUCACUGACGGGAGGUCCCAAGGGCAGGUGUCUCUGCCAGCCAAGCUGCUGAAGGAGAGAGGCGUCACUGUGUUUGCCGUGGGAGUGCGCUUUCCCAGGUGGGAGGCGCUGCAGGCGCUGGCCAGCGAGCCGUGGGAGCAGCACGUCCUGAUGGCCGAGCAGGUGGAGGACGCCACCAAUGGCUUCUUCAGCGCCCUCGCCAGCUCUGCCGUCUGCGCCACCGCCAGCCCAGCCUGCAGGGUCCAGCCUCACCCCUGUGAGCGCAAGACCCUGGAAACCGUCAGGGAAGCUGCUGGCCACGCCCUGUGCUGGAGAGGCUCCCCGAGGACCUACGCCAUGCUGACCACACUCUGUCCCUUCUCCAGCUGGAAGAAAGUUUUCUUGACCCACCCUGCCACUUGCUACAGGACUACCUGCCCAGGUCCUUGUGACUCACAGCCCUGCCAGAACGGAGGCACGUGUGUUCCAGAAGGACUGGACAGGUACCACUGUCUCUGCCCACCUGCCUUCGGAGGGGAGCCCAGCUGUGCCCCGAAGCUGAGCCUGGAUUGCAGAAUCGACGUCCUUUUCCUGCUGGCCAGCUCGGCGGGCACCACUCUGGAGGGGUUCCUGCGGGCCAAGGCCUUUGUGAAGCGGUUCGUGCAGGCCACGCUGAGCGAGGACUCCCAGGCCCGCGUGGGUGUGGCUCGGUACAGCCGGGAGCUGGUGGUGGCAGUGCCCGUGGGCGAGUACCAGGAUGUGCCAGACCUGGUCAGGAGCCUGGACAGCCUUCCCUACAGUGGCGGCCCCACCCUGACGGGCAGUGCCUUGCAGCAGGCAGCAGAACGAGGCUUUGGGAGCGCCACCAGGACAGGCCAGGACCGUCCGCGCAGGGUGGUGGUCCUGCUCACGGAAUCGCACUCCCAGGACGAGGUGGCCAGCCCGGCGCGUCACGCGAGGGCCCGAGAGCUGCUGCUGCUGGCCGUGGGCAGUGAGGCCGUGCGGGCUGAGCUGGAGGAGGUCACAGGCAGCCCGAAGCACGUGAUGGCCUAUAUGGGCCCGCAGGACCUGUUCAACAAAAUCCCGGAGCUGCAGCGGAAGCUGUGUGGCCGCCUGCGGCCAGGCUGCAGGACACAGUCGCUGGACCUGGUCUUCAUGUUGGACGCCUCGGCCUCAGUGGGCCCCAGGAACUUCGCCCAGAUGCAGAGCUUUGUGAGAAGCUGUGCUCUCCAGUUUGACGUGAACCCUGACGUGACACAGAUUGGUCUGGUGGUGUACGGCGGCCUGGUCCAGACGGCCUUUGGGCUGGACGUCCACCUGACUCGCACGGCUGUGCUGCGGGCCAUGAGCCAGGCCCCCUACCUGGGCGGGGCAGGCUCGGUGGGCAGGGCCUUGCUGCACAUCCACGACAAGGUGAUGACUGUCCAGAGGGGUGCCCGGCCUGGGGUCCCCAAGGCUGUGGUGGUGCUCACGGGCGGGACAGGUGUGGAGGACGCGGCUGGCCCUGCCCAGAAGCUGAGGAGCAACGGCAUCUCUGUGCUGGUGGUGGGCGUGGGGCCCGUCCUGAGUGGGGAGCUGCGGAGGCUCGCAGGCCCCCGAGACGCCCUGAUCCACGUGGCCGCCUAUGAGGACCUGCGCUGGCACCAGGACCCGCUCAUCGAGUGGCUGUGUGCAGAAGCCACGAGGCCGGUGAACCUCUGCAAACCCAGCCCGUGCAUGAACCAGGGCGCCUGCAUCCUGCAGCCUGGGAGCUACCGCUGCGAGUGCCGGCCGGGCUGGGGGGGCCCGCACUGCGAGAACCGUAAGUGGGGCUUGCUGGACGCCUGA
Messenger RNA from Condylura cristata (star-nosed mole), 2292 nucleotides. It is a transcript of the gene VWA2, whose product is annotated as von Willebrand factor A domain containing 2. The record is from RefSeq and is a predicted model, not a curated record. Bases 1 to 2292 code for a protein of 763 amino acids. Lineage: Eukaryota; Metazoa; Chordata; Mammalia; Eulipotyphla; Talpidae. The transcript is spliced from 13 exons. Gene Ontology annotation, molecular function: calcium ion binding.